CUCAACGAGAUGGGUGAUGCCAACCAGCGCCAGCUUCAAGUCAUCGGCUGUGGAAAAGGGUUCUAGAUCGUUUGAAGAGCUUGGCUCUACCGGUACCAGUACUUCGUAACUAGCUAGCUGUAGGAUGACCUAACUCUGGAUGCAAGGAAGCGAAGCAAAGUGAACGGGUUGAAAGAACGAUGGGGUGCUUAGCUAGCUACGAAAAAGACAAAAAGCAAAGACCAAGAUGAGCGGGUCAAGUACAUGUAACCAAGAGAGUGACAGUAAACUGAAGAAGAGACCGCCUGGCCUGAUGAAUUUUCCCUUGAUGAAGAAGAACAAUCUGUUGGAUCGAGUGGGAGCCUUUCUUCCGCAGAUUCAAGCUGCCAACCAAGAAUUGCUUGAUGCCACUGCCAAUGGUGAUGAUGACAAUGAUGAUGCUGGCAUUCGAGUCGACUUGAAUCUGGAGCAGGCCAAUGAUGAUGAUGAUGAUGACGACGACAAAGAAUCCGAAUGCGACAAAAGUGAAGCAAAGGAGGACGAGUUUCUGAUUCGGGAACAUCAACCCGGCAAAUCAUCCAAAGCUAUACAAAAAGAAGAAACCACGCCUUCUAUACAACUCGAGUUCUCCAUUGGUCAAUUCGACAAGAACUCUCCUGCCAUGAAGCUACUGGGGGACAACUCGGACAGUAGCAGCGAUGAAAAAGAAGAAGAGGAGGAGGAAGAUGAAGAUGAAAAGCGCAAUCUGCUACAGCGGCUAGAAACAUCCAACACCAAGCGCAAGGCAGCAGAAGAAUCUACCAAUACAAAAGCAACAACCAGCCAAAAAAGACCAAAAGGGCCACUCAUUACAGAGUUGUCAUGA
Messenger RNA from Seminavis robusta, 844 nucleotides. NCBI's taxonomy places the organism in Eukaryota, Bacillariophyta, Bacillariophyceae, Naviculales, Naviculaceae. The record is from the annotation of a GenBank genome assembly.